Molecule: messenger RNA, 1044 nt
Organism: Cryptotermes secundus
Lineage: Eukaryota; Metazoa; Arthropoda; Insecta; Blattodea; Kalotermitidae
Gene: thoc7
Product: THO complex subunit 7 homolog
Exons: 4
Coding region: 97-756 (219 amino acids)
Biological process (GO): mRNA export from nucleus; mRNA processing
Cellular component (GO): THO complex part of transcription export complex
Source: RefSeq, a predicted model, not a curated record
AAUCAAGCAAUCAGGCAUGUGGUGAGUGGUGUAGCGAACGCAGGAGGAAGUGGUUAACGUUGAAUAGUAUUUGAUCUGUGUUGUGAAAUAGAGGGAAUGGGUGACGAGGACGUAAUCAGACGACGGCUGCUGAUCGAUGGAGAUGGAACUGGCGAUGACCGUAGACUUAAUGUUCUGCUGAAAUCUUUUAUUAAGUGGUGUAAUGCAACAAAUGAACCUCUUGGUGAAAGCCAGGUUCUACAUGACCGGAUGCUGGCUCAGCUUGCACAGUGUGAAUUUGCUGUAACAAAGUCAAGAUUAUCUGCAUUGAUGAGUGCGGCUGAACUUCAGAAUUAUGAGAACCUGUCACGGCAGAUUGAGUCUGGGAUAGAAGCAGCAAAGAGAAAUAUUGAGAGCACAAAGUUAGACUUCCAAGAUGCAAAGACAGUUCGGAAGAACAGGAUUGAAUAUGAUGUGCUGGCCAAGGUUAUCAAUGAGCAGCCGGAUCGUAAGGAAAUGGACGAAAAGCUAUCCCAUCUGCGGAAAGAGCUGGCCUCACUUGAGGAGACACGUGAACAGCUGGAACGUAAGCUAGACAUGCGACGGAAACAGUUCCACGUUCUGGUGGCGUCCAUUCACCAACUUCAGGCAAUGCUGGAUGACAGUGAAACAGAGGAGAUCAUGGACAUAUCACUGGAAGCAUUUGACGAUGACUUGAGUGACCCACAGAAAGGUACUUCGUCUCAGCCAGACGUCGUGGAGAAGAAGAGCGAAUGAAAGACAGUGAAACCUGAUGAGACACAUGUAGACACCCUGCAAUUACUGGUCCAGUUUUGUGCAGGAAAUUUGCAAACACAUCUUUGCCACAUAUGUCCUGAAGGUGACAACACAAAAUUGUGGAUAGAACUUACGGCUUGGAUAUUCCUUCUGAGAUUUCAUUUUGUAUGGUGAGGCUGGCAGAAACUGUGACUUCAUAAUUUUUACCAUUUCAAAUAUAUAAAUGUGAUUUCUGCCUCUUCUUGUCCCAUACCUCAGACCUAAUAAAGAACACCUGAAAGUACGAGA